CUUGGACACCAUCUGGGAGGAAAAUGCUCCCUGUCCGUUGCAGUCCUGGCCACUUCUUUCUGCUUCUGCUCCUAUUGCCCUCAAUGCCCCUGGCCCUCGAACCAGCACCCUCGGGCCCCACCGCCGCCCUGCUCCAGGCUCUCAGGCUGCACGAAGCACCCCGGGCCGUCCCCACGCUCCGGCCUGUGCCUCCUGUCAUGUGGCGUCUGUUUCGCCGCCGCGACCCCCAGGCAGCCAGAGCGGGGUACCCUCUGCGACCAUGCCACGUGGAGGAACUGGGGGUCGCCGGAAACAUCGUGCGCCACAUCCCGGACAGCGGUCUGUUCUCCAGGUCCCCAGAGCCCACCAGGACCAGGGGGCUGCGCCCCAAGUGGACCGUCACUUUCGACCUGUCCGGCGUGGACCCUGUGGAGCGCCCGACACGUGCGCGUCUGGAGUUACGGCUGGAGGCUGAGAAUAGGGACAGGCACGGGUGGGAGCUAAGCGUGGCACUGUGGGCCGAGAGUCCUGGAACUGAGCUGCUACGCGUCCCUGUACCACCCGGGCUGCCACUACGCGCCGAUCUACUGGGGGCCGUGGUAGCUGCCAACAUGUCGGUGCCGCGUACACUGCGCCUGGCGCUAUCGCUGCACUGUGGAGCCACCACUGCCCGUGCGCACCUGGCAGAGGCCUCGCUGCUGCUGGUGACACUAGACCCGCGGCUAUGUCCCCCGCCGCGGUCAAGGCGCCACACAGAACCUGGGGUGGGAGGUAGUCCCUGGGGUGCGUGUCGCAUGCGACGGUUGCACGUGAGCUUUCGAGAGGUGGGGUGGCACCACUGGGUGAUCGCACCCCGCGGCUUCCUGGCCAACUUCUGCCAGGGUACAUGCACGCUUCCCGAAGUGCUGCCCAGAUCUGGCGGGCCACCUGCACUCAACCACGCUGUGCUGCGCACACUCAUGCACGCGGCUACCCCCACUCCUGGCGCAGGCCUGCCCUGCUGCGUGCCCGCGCGCCUGUCGCCCAUCUCCGUGCUCUUCUUCGACAAUAGCGAUAAUGUGGUGCUGCGACACUAUGAGGACAUGGUGGUGGAUGAGUGUGGCUGCCGCUGACCAGCCGAGACAUGCUUGCAGGGACAGCCCCAUGCGAAAGCAAGGACCAUUUGUUCAUGUUUUAUUGGUGACAAAAAGCUUAAAACAAAUUUGACCAAAAAUUAAGUUCCAUUGCGUUGGCGCAGGUGUGCCUGGAUAAGGGUCGGGUGGCCACUGCGGGAGGUUGGGGGCCGGGGCUGAGCGCCCAGCAAUGAAGCCUCCACCCACGAUG
This is a messenger RNA of Phodopus roborovskii (desert hamster), 1302 nucleotides long. RefSeq names its product growth differentiation factor 1 (gene Gdf1). The record is from RefSeq and is a predicted model, not a curated record. Gene Ontology annotation, molecular function: growth factor activity; cytokine activity. Bases 24 to 1091 code for a protein of 355 amino acids. NCBI's taxonomy places the organism in Eukaryota, Metazoa, Chordata, Mammalia, Rodentia, Cricetidae. Gene Ontology annotation, cellular component: extracellular region. The transcript is spliced from 2 exons. Gene Ontology annotation, biological process: SMAD protein signal transduction; BMP signaling pathway.